AUGUUUUCCACGACUCUUCGUACAUUUGGAACAGUUGUCACUAGAAGUGUUAUUCGACAGACUCCUCGAGUACAAGAUGUUCGAGCCUUUUCUACUUUAGGGCCUCGUUUAGGAGAACUCGGUCCUAAUUUUUUUGGUCCUGGUGCAAAAGACGGCACUGUAGCAACUGAUCUCGAACAUGCUACUGGUCUUGAACGUGCUGAAUUGCUCGCCGCCAUGGAAGGUAAAGAUUUGUUCGAAAUGAAGCCUUUAAAGAUAACAAAAUAUGGUACAAAAAAAGAUCCCAUUAGAGUUAAAAGUGUUGAUCCUGUCCGUUAUGUGGGCUGCACUGGAUUUCCGGUUGAUUCCCAUGAACUUCUAUGGCUUGUUCUGGAUAAGAAUCAUGAAUUUGAUCGAUGCCCAGAAUGUGGCCAAGUCUUCAAAAUUAAUUAUAUUGGUACUGAAGGUGGUCAUGGCCAUGGCCAUUAG
Dentiscutata erythropus is the source of this 468-nucleotide messenger RNA. The record is from the annotation of a GenBank genome assembly. NCBI's taxonomy places the organism in Eukaryota, Fungi, Glomeromycota, Glomeromycetes, Diversisporales, Gigasporaceae.